Molecule: messenger RNA, 492 nt
Organism: Caenorhabditis bovis
Lineage: Eukaryota; Metazoa; Nematoda; Chromadorea; Rhabditida; Rhabditidae
Source: the annotation of a GenBank genome assembly
AUGGGAUUGAUGUUUGAAGUUGCUGAAGGAGGAUUUUUGGAUAUUGAUGUUAAGAUUACUGCCCCCGACAACAAGGAAAUCUACAAGGGAGAACGGGAAUCAUCUGGAAAGUUCACAUUCUCGGCACAUAUGGAUGGAGUCUACACUUAUUGCUUCGGAAACCAAAUGAGUACAAUGACUCCAAAGGCAGUCAUGUUCACCGUUGACAUUACUGAACCACACAACCAAGCUCCAGGAGCUGCUCAGAACCAAGAUGCAGCAGAUAGUCAGAAACUUGAAGAGAUGGUCCGAGAGCUUUCCAGCGCGUUGAUGUCUGUUAAGCACGAGCAAGAAUACAUGGAAGUGCGCGAACGUGUUCACAGAUCGAUCAAUGAAAACACCAACUCGCGUGUUGUGAUGUGGGCAGUUUUCGAAGCUAUCGUGCUCGUUGGAAUGACAGUAGGACAAAUCUUCUAUCUCAAGCGUUUCUUCGAGGUCCGAACAAUGGUUUAA